Recurvomyces mirabilis is the source of this 1116-nucleotide messenger RNA. RefSeq lists its product as uncharacterized. NCBI's taxonomy places the organism in Eukaryota, Fungi, Ascomycota, Dothideomycetes, Mycosphaerellales, Teratosphaeriaceae. The record is from RefSeq and is a predicted model, not a curated record. The transcript is spliced from 5 exons. Gene Ontology annotation, molecular function: acyltransferase activity, transferring groups other than amino-acyl groups. Gene Ontology annotation, biological process: biosynthetic process. The coding region runs from base 1 to 1116 and encodes 371 amino acids.
AUGUCGGCACAACAUCAAACUUACUCUCUAGGUGACUUCAAGCUGAAGAGUGGCGGCAGUAUUCCAGAUGCCCAUAUAGCAUAUAAGACGUUCGGCGACCCAAAGAAUUCUGCGAUCAUAUACCCAUCAUGGUAUUCCGGUGCAAUCGAAGAUAAUGAAUGGUUGAUCGGCGAAGACAAAUGUCUGUCUCCCAGCAAAUACUUCAUCAUCAUUACAGCGCUCUUCGGCAAUGGUCAAUCAUCAUCACCGAGCAACAAACCUGACCUCAAGCCUUUUCCUGAUGUGCUGUUCUACGACAAUGUCAAAGCACAGCAUGAGCUCGUCACAAAGAAGCUUGGCAUCAAGCAUGCCCAUGCUGUCCUAGGCUGGAGCAUGGGUGCUGGCCAGACUUAUCAGUGGGCUACGCAGUACCCGGACUUUAUGGACUAUGUCGUGCCAUUCUGCGGAUCUGCGAAGACCUCACUGCACAAUCAAGUGUUCCUGGAAGGCGUGAAGGUGGCGGUCCUCGGCGGGAAGCGGGCUUCUUCUGCAGGCGUUUUCAAGGGCGAAGACUUCAGAGGAGAGUACCGCACUUGGACCGACGAAGAGCGUACUGUUGGCAUGAAAGCACUUGGUCGCGUAUAUGCCGGAUGGGGUUUCAGUCAGGCCUUCUAUCGCGAGAAACUACACGAGUCAGCUUUAGGCUUCAAGGAUCUGGAGGACUUUAUGAAGAAUUUCUGGGAGGCUUGGGCUUUGUCCAAAGAUCCCGAGAACAUGCUCGUGAUGCUGCAUACCUGGCAAGCGGGAGACUGUUCCGCGCAGGAACCGUACAACGGGGACUUUGAUGCCGCCAUGAAGGGCAUCAAAGCGAAGGCAUUGGUGCUUCCAGCUCAGACUGAUCUGUACUUUCCACCGGAAGAUUCGGAAAUUGAGGUUCAGCACAUGAGACCCGGGGUGGGAGUCUGCAUUGCAUUCCCUUCCAUAUGGGGCCACUGGGCUGGCGGUCCCGGCGACUCAAAGGCAGAUGUCGCCUGGCUGGACUCGAAGCUGCGAUGGUUCAUCGACCGUCCAGGCUGGAGUGGCGAGCCGAAUGGCAACGUGCUAGCUUGCGGUGCGAUUGAUGGGGUGGACGAAUGA